Rosa rugosa (rugosa rose) is the source of this 381-nucleotide messenger RNA. Its product is annotated as thioredoxin-like protein AAED1, chloroplastic. Gene Ontology annotation, molecular function: antioxidant activity. The coding region runs from base 1 to 381 and encodes 126 amino acids. The record is from RefSeq and is a predicted model, not a curated record. The transcript has 5 exons. NCBI's taxonomy places the organism in Eukaryota, Viridiplantae, Streptophyta, Magnoliopsida, Rosales, Rosaceae.
AUGCAAUCAAUCUUUACUAUUACUAUAAGCAGUAAUUUGGCGCAGGCAAAAUCUUUCUUUGAGCAAACCAAAUUCAAAGGAGAAGUCUAUGCAGAUCCCAGUCACUCAUUGUAUGAGGCAUUAAGAUUUGUUUCUAUUGUCACAACCACAUUCACUCCAAAGUACUUAGCAGGUCUCAAGAUAAUACAAUUGUACAUGGAGGGUUAUCGACAAGACUGGAAGCUUUCCUUUGAACAGGACACGGUGAGCAGAGGCGGCUGGCAGCAGGGUGGAAUUAUAGUUGCAGGUCCCGGUGAAAGUAACAUCUUGUGCAUUCACACAGACAAAGAAGCUGGGAAUCCAGAUAUCAAAGAUAUCCCCAAAGCAUGUUGUGGGGUUUAA